Molecule: messenger RNA, 1145 nt
Organism: Camellia sinensis
Lineage: Eukaryota; Viridiplantae; Streptophyta; Magnoliopsida; Ericales; Theaceae
Source: RefSeq, a predicted model, not a curated record
CAAUUCCCAAACAGAGCCUAAAUUCCAUUUUUUGGUCCCUUCUUCACUAGUACUCUUUCACUGAAAAUCGUGGUUCCAUGAAGAUGUUCAUCUUCAUCGCCCGAACCUAUCGCCGGAAACCACCCUCACUCUCUCUCUUCUUCACGCGCCACCACCUCUCCUCCUUCUCCACCACCACCACCAUCACAACCCCUCCUUCCUCCAACCUCCACACCAAGUACUCCUUCAAACCCCCACUCUCUCUCGACCAAAACCCUAACCCUAACCCCAAAAACCCAACCACCAAGAAGCCGCAAAAGCCGCCGUACCGUCCGCCAUCGUCGCUUGACCGCGGCGGAGCAAAGCCGGUUCGCUCGGACCUGCCUUUCGAUUUCCGGUUCAGCUACACCGAGAGUAACCCGGAUGUGAGGCCAAUUGGACUCCGAGAGCCGAAGUACUCGCCUUUCGGGCCGGAUCGGCUGGACCGGGUCUGGACCGGAGUGUGUGCUCCGGCGGUGGAGCUAAGAGUUGGGUCGGUGGAGGAUGGGAAGGAGGAUUCGAAGUUGGAGGAGAAGAGGAAGAAGAUGAGAGAGAAGACUUUGGGGGAGCCAUUGACGAAUGCUGAGAGGAAGGCUCUGGUGGACCGGUGUCAGAGUCCUAGAACAAAGCGCCAGAUUAAUUUGGGAAGGGAUGGUUUAACACACAACAUGUUGAAUGAUAUUCAUAAUCACUGGAAACACGCUGAGGCUGUCAGGGUGAAGUGUAUGGGUGUACCGACCGUUGAUAUGAAAAAUGUUUGCACUCAGCUAGAGGAUAAAACAUUUGGCAAGAUUAUCCAUAGACAUGGUGGUCUACUCAUAUUAUACAGGGGCAGGAAUUAUAUCCCCAAGAAGAGACCCGUGAUUCCUUUAAUGCUGUGGAAGCCUCACGAGCCUGUAUAUCCUAGGCUUAUCAAAACUACGAUUGAUGGCCUUAGCAUUGAAGAAACAAAGGGAAUGAGAAAGAAAGGAUUGGCUGUUCCUGCCUUAACAAAACUUGCUAAAAAUGGUUAUUAUGGUAGUCUUGUACCUAUGGUUCGAGAUGCUUUUCUUGCCAGUGAGUUGGUUCGGAUAGAUUGCCAAGGCCUUGAAAAGAGUGACUACAAGAAACUAGGCUGCAAACUGAGG